AUGAUCCGGUAUUCGCAACAUGGGGAUCUUCUGUACAGAUGCGCUCAAGAACUUUUAUCACCUCAAGAGCUGCUCGAUUACACACUCCCAAUAUAUUGUCGAUCCUAUUCUGAAUGUGUUGAUCGUGAUCUUUUCGAGAAAUUCGGUCUUGAAUUAGUUAAAGCAGAUGCUAUCAAUGUCAAAUCAGAUCUUGGAGAAAAAAUUCGAAACGGUGAAAUAAUACUUGGCUACUUGGCACAAGUGCAGACCGCUGCUGUCCGUACUGCCUGUGAAUAUCCUCUCAAACAAGCAUUAAUUUCUAAUAGGCAACCAUCAACAGAAGAGAUCGUCAAAAUAUUGGAUCAAUAUUGGGAUUUGCAUGAGAAGGGAAUGAAGGAGCAGUCGUAG
Messenger RNA from Rotaria socialis, 387 nucleotides. NCBI's taxonomy places the organism in Eukaryota, Metazoa, Rotifera, Eurotatoria, Philodinida, Philodinidae. The record is from the annotation of a GenBank genome assembly.